GAAAGAUACAUCUCUUGUAAGUUAAGUCUCAAACCUUUUUUGCUUCCUUUCAACAAAAUAUUUGAUCUUUCUUCUAAAAUGAAGUUUUGGAUUCUAUUGCCUUUUUUUUCAGGUGUUGAAACUUCGCUUUCUGGACCAAAGGAAGUGAGCAGCUGGACUGGGAAUUCAGUGAAUAUUACAUGUCAAUACAGUGAAAACUACACAGACGAUGUGAAGUACUGGUGUGGAAAAUGGACCUCUUCAUGCAAUGUCUUGGUUAAAAGUGAUGGAUCUGUGAAAUCUUUGCUAAAUCAGAGAAUGUCCAUCAGUGACAACAAAAUGAAUAAGCAGUUCACUGUGUCAGUGAGAAACCUGAGGACAAGUGACUCUGGAUGGUACAAAUGUGGAAUAGAGAUGCAACGCCCACAUACAGAUGUGACUUAUCCAGUUCAUCUCACCGUCAGAGGAGCUGAGGGCCACCUGUCAGGUCCAGAGAUAAUGAAAGGUUUGGUGGGAAAGUCCGUCACCGUGGAGUGUCCAUAUGAUAAGAGGUACGAGCAGGCAGAGAAGUUCUGGUGUAAGACGUUGAACUCUACAUGCUACCCUCUGGUCAGCACUGACAACUCUCAGAAACACAUGAGGAUGUCAAUCAAAGAUGACAGAUCAGGAAGAAAGAUCACUGUGACAAUGCGCUCCCUCAUGAAGGAUGAUACAGGCUGGUAUCGGUGUGGGAUAAAAGCACUCAACUUUGAUGAGACUCACCCUGUAUAUCUCACUGUGACAGGCGCUGUGGAGAGCUUGGUAGGACCCAAGCUGGUAACUGGAAGGACUGGGAGCUCUGUGAGCAUUGUGUGUCUUUACAGUGAUGAUUACAGAGAUCACGAAAAGUACUGGUGCAAAGAAGGCAUACUUAUGUGCAGUAGUACACUGGUCACAACAAACUAUAACUCAGAAAAAGAGAGAAAAUCUAUAAGUGACAAUAAAUCAUCUAAAGAGUUCACUGUGAUAAUGAAGGAACUAAAGAAAGAGGAUGAGGGGCUGUACCAAUGUGGAAUUGAUCGUACUUUACUGAGUGAUGGAUCAUUCCGUGAUGAAACUACUUCAGUAUAUGUCCAUGUCAAAGGUAAGGGGGCUUUACUGUGUUAAAUCCUGUAAUAAGAGACAGUUUAAAAUGAAAUAUGGAAAUGUAAAUUA
Messenger RNA from Polypterus senegalus (gray bichir), 1173 nucleotides. Its product is annotated as polymeric immunoglobulin receptor-like. The record is from RefSeq and is a predicted model, not a curated record. The transcript has 4 exons. NCBI's taxonomy places the organism in Eukaryota, Metazoa, Chordata, Cladistia, Polypteriformes, Polypteridae. Bases 79 to 1125 code for a protein of 348 amino acids.